AUAGCAUUUCUGAAAAAAAGAAGCUCGGAUAUAAAUAUUAAAAAAAAUACUUCUUAUGAAUAAACUGAUACUAUGAAAACAGAAGUGGGUAAUUGAACAGUAACUGAACAGUACAGUUUUAAAGGCCUUAAAUGGAAUAGUACUUUAAAUGACUGAAAGGACACUUCAAGUCACCCUGUGAAGACAGUGAAGGAAAGCAAGUAAGGGUUGACAUUUAAGUGUUGCCUUUGGGACAACCAUGGAAACCCAGGCAAAGUAUGACUUCAAUGCGAAUGGUGAAGACGAGCUAAGCUUCCGAAAAGGAGACAUUCUGAAGAUUUUAAGUAAAGAGGAUCAGUGGUACAAGGCAGAGCUUCAUGGCAGUGAGGGCUUUAUCCCCCAAAACUAUGUGGCUUUAAAGACACCAAGCUGGUUUCAUGAAAACAUCUCCCGGCGUGAAGCAGAAGAUGUGUUGAUGGGUAAACUAGUUGGCUGCUUUCUCGUAAGAGGCAGUCAGAGUUCACCUGGUGAUUUUUCUGUAUCUGUCAGGCAUGAGGAGGAUGUUCAACAUUUCAAAGUGAUGACAGAUGGUAAGGGACACUACUUCCUAUGGACAGAGAAGUUCACAUCACUCAACAAGCUUGUGGAGUACUACAAAACCAAUUCAAUUGCCAAACAGAAGUCAAUGUUCCUCUUAGAUGACUCACAGCCCGAAGCUGUAAAUGCACAUGGCUAUCAGGACAAAAAAGGGAGUCUGGAAAGACAGCCACCUGAGCUGCCCCGUUCAGGUCGGCAAUUCAAAGAAACCAAUAAUUUUCCCUCCUAUAGAAGACCCAUGGAGUCUGCUCCACAGCAGGAAAAAAGAGGAAGCUUGGAACGACCACCAGCUGAGUUGCCUCGUCAAGGAAAUUCAAAUACUCCUCCCUUCAGAAAACCAACAGAUCUUCACCAUCAGAAAGUCCAGAAGGUGAGGGCCUUGUAUGACUUCAAACCUGAGGAGGAUGAUGAGUUGGGCUUUACAUGUGACGACAUUAUCGAGGUAUUAGAUAGCAGUGACCAACUGUGGUGGAAAGGAAGAUUCCGUGGGCAAGUUGGACUUUUCCCUGCCAAUUAUGUUACACCAAUCAAUCGGUGAAUUGACUGAUAUUGAAAAAAAAGACUUUUAAAGUUACUUUGAGCCUGACACAAUACCAUCUUUAAAAAGAGCUGCACACUGUUAUCUACAUGAAGUAUCUGACAGUGUAGCUGCCUUUACCAAAGAACUCAGUGCCCACGGCUGCAGUUUGGUAAAAAUGUAACUAGAUGGAAAAUAUCUGCACAACUGUUGAUGCAUUUUAGAUCUAUUAAAAAAUUAACAAAUCUAA
Molecule: messenger RNA, 1343 nt
Organism: Protopterus annectens (West African lungfish)
Lineage: Eukaryota; Metazoa; Chordata; Ceratodontiformes; Protopteridae
Gene: GRAP2
Product: GRB2 related adaptor protein 2
Exons: 9
Coding region: 239-1114 (291 amino acids)
Molecular function (GO): protein binding
Source: RefSeq, a predicted model, not a curated record